This is a messenger RNA of Trichoderma asperellum CBS 433.97, 1176 nucleotides long. RefSeq lists its product as uncharacterized. The record is from RefSeq and is a predicted model, not a curated record. Gene Ontology annotation, molecular function: DNA-binding transcription factor activity; transcription cis-regulatory region binding. Gene Ontology annotation, biological process: positive regulation of transcription by RNA polymerase II. Gene Ontology annotation, cellular component: nucleus. NCBI's taxonomy places the organism in Eukaryota, Fungi, Ascomycota, Sordariomycetes, Hypocreales, Hypocreaceae.
AUGGUGCUAUCAUGGCUCCCAAUCAAACUAGCUUAUGAAGAAAGAGAACUGCUUGACCACUUCAUCUAUACGGCGUCUUCCACAUUGGCUAUUUUUGAACCUGACAAGAACGAGUUUUUGGGUCUUUUAAUGCGUCUAGCUCUUUCAGACAGCUCACAAUCGUCGAUGGCUGUGGUACAAUCAGCGUUAGCGCUCUCAUCGUUCCACCGCAAUGGUCUGCAAGCAGAUGUUUACCGAUUCAAAGCUCGCGCCCUCCGUACACUGAUCACAUCAUGCAUUCCCCGUAUCGAAGUUCCCACGCUAGUUCAACAUAUUGCGGCUAGUAUGAUACUCUGCCACCUUGAGAUGCUCGGGAUGCCAAAUGAAGUAUCCUUGUGGUACUGUCAUUUAAGCGAAGCCAAAUAUUUAAUCGACAACGCUUGCGUUAGUGGUCAACAUUUUCAACAUGAAUUUUCCAGACUUCUAGGCUGGGUAGAGUAUCAUAUGGUCAUGGCCCGGUUCAGCAUCCGACACUGGUAUAUGCACGAAGACCUUAUUGAAGGAAUUAAAAGUUCUGUGCAUAUGGACCAAGGCACUUGCCAGUUACGAAAGAUCAAAGAUGUAUCAUACUGCUCACAUGAAAUUCUUCGAUAUUUGUAUAUUAUAUUCGAGACGAUACGAAACCUGACAGAUUCAAUAUACCACAGCGACGAAUACGAAAAUUUCUUGCGUUGCCUCGAAACGACGAUAACUAAUAUUUCCCUAUUCGCACCAGAAGAUAUAUCGGAUACCCUGCGCAGCGUGAGCACAGCCUGGGCGACUACAAUAGAGCUGUUCAAACUAGCUGCUCUAAUUUACCUUAAAAGGGCAUCGCGGAACUUUUCAGGGACAUCAUCCCAAAUCGAUGCAAUGGUUCAGAGGGCGUAUGCAUUUCUCGACGACUUGGAGGCUUUCAAUCCGGUUUUUCCACUGCUGAUUAUUGGAUGCGAGGCUCGGACGGAUGAGCAGAGAAUGAAAAUCCUGGAGCAUGUCGACAGAGCAAUGAAGACUUCGAGUCUGAUGAGCUUGCAUGGACUACAAAACAUUCUCCAGCAGAUAUGGAUUCAGGACGACCUUGCUGUUGAUUAUGAGCUAGACUACUUGAAUAAGUUGGAUGCUGUAAUAGCGUCUCACCAGAUUAUGCCAAGUUUUGUCUAA